AUGGCUGCUCCGAAAGAUCUCUGUGAUGCCAUUGUGAUUGGGGCAGGCACCCAGGGCUGCUUCACUGCAUACCAUCUGGCCAAACAUGGAAAGAGGGUCCUUUUGCUGGAAUAGAUACUUCUCCAUUUCCAGUUCUUCCUACCACACUCCCGAGGAAGCUCCCACGGACAGAGCCGGAUAAUCCGAAGGGCAUACCUUGAAGACUUUUACACCCAGAUGAUGGAUGAGUGCUACCAGAUAUGGGCCCAGCUGGAGCAAGAGACUGGAAUCCAAUUAUACAGGCAGACUGGACUACUGCUGCUGGGAAUGAAAGAGAAUCCAGAAUUAAAGACAAUGCACACGACUUUGUCUAGGCAGGGGGUAGAACACCAAUGUCUUUCAUCUGAGGAACUGAAGCAAUGUUGCCCCAAUAUUCGGCUGACCAGGGGGGAAGUGGGGCUCUUGGAUAAGUCUGGAGGAGUUCUCUAUGCAGACUAUGCCCUCAGAGCUCUCCAGGAUGCAAUUCAACAGCUGGGAGGCAUAGAGCAUGAUGGAGAGAAGGUGAUGGAGAUAAAACCAGGGCUACCGGUCUUGGUGAAAACCACCUCCAAGAGUUCCCAAGCUGAGAACUUCAUCAUCACUGCAGGUCCUUGGACCAACCAAGUCCUCCAUCCCCUGGGAAUUGAGCUGCCUCUCCAGACCCUGCGGAUCAAUGUGUUACUGGAAAGAGAAGGUUACUGGAAAGAGAAGGUUCCUGGAAGCUAUGGUGUGUCCCAGGCCUUUCCAUGCUUUCUGGGCCUGGGCCUCAGCCUAGCGCCCCACCAUAUCUAUGGGCUGCCCUCCAGGGAGUACCCAGGGCUGAUGAAGGUCUGCUAUCACCACGGCAACAAUGCAGAUCCCGAGGAGCAGGACUGCCCCUCAGCAUUCUCAGACAUCCAAGAUGUCCAAAUCCUGAGCUGCUUUGUCAGAGAUCACUUACCUGACCUACAGCCUGAGCCUGCCAUCAUGGAACACUGCAUGUACACGAAUACCCCUGAUGAGCACUUCAUUCUGGACCGACACCCAAAGUACGACAACAUUGUCAUUGGUGCUGGAUUCUCUGGGCAUGGAUUCAAGCUGUCCCCUGUUGUGGGCAAGAUCUUGUAUGAAUUAAGCAUGAAAUUAACACCAUACUAUGGCUUGACACCUUUUCGAAUCAGCCGCUUCCCUGGCCUGGGCAAAGCUCUCCUUUGA
This is a messenger RNA of Pteropus alecto (black flying fox), 1212 nucleotides long. It is a transcript of the gene PIPOX, whose product is annotated as pipecolic acid and sarcosine oxidase. Lineage: Eukaryota; Metazoa; Chordata; Mammalia; Chiroptera; Pteropodidae. The transcript has 8 exons. The record is from RefSeq and is a predicted model, not a curated record. Gene Ontology annotation, cellular component: peroxisome. Gene Ontology annotation, molecular function: sarcosine oxidase activity; L-pipecolate oxidase activity; flavin adenine dinucleotide binding.